Molecule: messenger RNA, 1926 nt
Organism: Penicillium olsonii
Lineage: Eukaryota; Fungi; Ascomycota; Eurotiomycetes; Eurotiales; Aspergillaceae
Source: the annotation of a GenBank genome assembly
AUGGCUCCUCGAUUUUGGACUGCGCUUUGGGCCCUUGCGCUGGGUCAUGCUGCAUUCGCUGCGCCGCAGAUCCCCUUGGCGCCGCGCGCAACAGGCAGUCUGGAUACUUGGCUCGCAUCAGAGACUACAGUCGCUAGACAGGGAAUCCUGAACAACAUCGGCUCGGCGGGCGCGUAUGCCGCGAGCGCAAAGCCGGGAAUCCUGAUCGCAAGUCCGAGUACUUCGAGCCCCGACUAUUAUUACACUUGGACUCGGGACUCUGCUCUGGUGUUCAAAGCCUUGGUGGACCUGUUCAGGAAUGGCGACACGGAGCUCCUCACGGUGAUCGAAGAAUACAUUAGCUCGCAGGCAUACAUCCAAACCGUGUCGAACCCCUCUGGGAGUCUUUCCGGUGGGGGAGGAUUGGGAGAGCCCAAGUUCAACGUUGAUGAGACGGCCUUCACUGGCUCCUGGGGUCGCCCCCAACGCGAUGGUCCCGCACUCCGUGCUACUGCGCUGAUCUCAUUCGGACAGUGGCUAAUUGACAACGGAUAUACGACCUAUGCGACUAACAUUUUGUGGCCGGUUGUGCGCAACGACCUCUCCUACGUGGCGCAAUACUGGAACCAGACUGGGUUCGAUCUUUGGGAGGAAGUCUCCGGAUCUUCUUUCUUCACCAUUGCCGCCCAGCACCGCGCCCUCGUGGAGGGUAGUACUUUCGCAAGCCAAGUUGGUGCAUCCUGCUCGUACUGUGAUUCUCAAGCACCUCAGGUCCUGUGCUUCCUCCAGUCGUUCUGGACGGGAUCGUAUACCCUAGCCAACUUCGGUGGUGGUCGCUCUGGCAAGGAUGCCAACACCCUCCUCGGCAGCAUUCAUACCUUCGACCCCGAGGCUGGCUGUGACGAUACAACAUUCCAGCCUUGCUCAGCUCGCUCCCUGGCAAACCACAAGGUGGUGACCGAUUCUUUCCGCUCGGCGUACUCCAUCAACUCGGGGAUUGCGGCCGGAAAGGCCGUCGCCGUCGGCAGGUACUCGGAGGAUUCAUAUUACAACGGUAAUCCUUGGUAUUUGUGCACCCUGGCUGCAGCUGAGCAACUCUACGAUGCCAUCUACACAUGGAACCGCAUCGGUUCUCUGACCAUCACCUCCGUGUCGUUGAACUUCUUCAAGGACUUGUAUAGCUCUGCUGCUACUGGCACGUACUCAUCGUCCAGCACGACCUAUGCGUCGAUCGUCAGCGCCGUCAAAGCUUACGCUGAUGGCUAUGUUAGCAUCGUGGAAAACUAUGCCCUGAGCAACGGCUCUAUGUCGGAGCAGUUCUCGAAAUCAGACGGCUCUCAGCUCUCAGCCCGUGAUCUGACCUGGUCAUACGCAGCCUUACUCACUGCCAACGAGCGCCGGAAUGCGAUCGUCCCUGCGCCCUGGGGCGAGACAUCUGCCAGCAGUGUGCCUGCUCAGUGCAGCGCCACGUCCGCUAUCGGCACUUUCAGCAGUGCGACCAACACUGCGUGGCCAUCAACCCUGACUAGCGGAAGUGGUAGUGGGACCACCACUGGCACAGGAACGACCACGAAAGCGACCACCGCGACCACUACCAAGACCACAUCCACCACCACUUCAUGCGUCACGCCUACCGCUGUGGCAGUGACGUUUGACGUGAUCGCGACAACUGUCUAUGGGGAGAAUAUCAAGCUUGUGGGGUCCAUCUCCCAGCUUGGUUCGUGGGACACUGGCAGUGCUCUUGCGCUGAGUGCGUCGUCGUACACUUCUAGCAAUCAUUUGUGGUUCGUGACGGUGACGAUCCCUGCCGGAUCUACCUUCACCUACAAGUACAUUCGGGUUGCAAGUGAUGGCUCGAUCACAUGGGAGAGCGAUCCCAACCUUUCGUAUACUGUUCCGAAGACGUGCGGCACAUCUGCUGUCACCAUCAGCGAUACAUGGAGGUAG